This is a messenger RNA of Jatropha curcas, 2167 nucleotides long. RefSeq names its product Low temperature viability protein. The record is from RefSeq and is a predicted model, not a curated record. Gene Ontology annotation, cellular component: nucleus; cytosol; preribosome, small subunit precursor. Gene Ontology annotation, biological process: ribosomal small subunit biogenesis; ribosomal small subunit export from nucleus. NCBI's taxonomy places the organism in Eukaryota, Viridiplantae, Streptophyta, Magnoliopsida, Malpighiales, Euphorbiaceae.
CUCACAGUUCGUCGUCUAGGGUUUAUAUCCAGACUUUUGCUCCUAGUUAGGGUUUAUAAAAUUUAUUCCUCACGAUUAUCUCCACUGCUUCAAUCGUAUUUGCUUCUCUAAUCCACCAUAUUUGCACAUCUCACAAAUACCGCUUAUUAACUAAUCUCACAGAAUGGGGAAGAAAAAGAAAUUUAUCGACAAGAAGAAAUCUGCAACGUUCCAAUUACUGGCCCGCGACUCAACUGAUCCCAAUUAUGAUGAAACACCGGGAAAUGACCGAGUUUUCGUCCGAGUCGACAACAAUCUCUACUUGCCGGACACUUUCUUUGACGGAGAUAACCCCGAUAGUAUCUCCGUCAAUGGCCAGAACGAUGACGAUCCGACUUCCAUUUUCGCUGAUGCGCCAGAUGAUGCCGACGAUUGCGGAGAUGAUAAUCAUAGGGUUUUGGGUAGUUCGAUGAAAUAUGUAGGGGGAUUUGUAGGAGCUUCGUCUGCAGAAGCGCAGCCUUUGCCUGAGCGCGUGAGGAAGGAAAUUUUGGAGCUAGGGUUUCCUGAUGAUGGCUAUAAUUAUUUGCUUCACUUAAGGGAGAUUAAGAAUACUGGUGGUGGCUCAUAUUUUUAUCGCAAUCCUAAAGCUAAUAUUGAUCAGCUUCCUCGCGAUGUUAAGGCCUAUGAUGCUUCAAGAGUUCGGGUAUCUGAGGUGAAAACUGAUGAUACGAAUGAUAAGUCGAUUUACAGUGUGGCGUCAAGAACUGUUGGAGUUAAGUUGCAGAGAGUGUUGGAUCCUGAAGUAGCUGCAUUGCUUGAUGACAGUGAUUUAUCGCGGUUUGGUUCUGAUGAUGAGGACCUGGAGGAGGAUUUUGUUGUUCGUGCAAAUCUUCCUGAAGAAGGUGCUGAUUUGGAUGUCAACAAUUUGAUUGAGGAACCCAGUGAAUAUGUAGAAACUGCAUUGGAUAAUGGCGCUGUAGACAAGGAAAUAGAAGUAGGAAAUGAUUUUGCUGGGGGAAACCUGCGAGUUUGCCGUCCUCUUGAUGAACAAUUUGAUAUGCUUGAACUUCAAGAAUAUGCCACAGAUGAUGAAGAUGGCGAGUAUGGUGGUUAUGAAGCUGAAGAAGAUGAAUCUCUUGCUAAUAAGCUCAACAAUGUUCUUAAUGACAGUGCAAUGGAUGACUUGGAUCUUGGUGACAAAUACGCAGUUCCUGCAGAUUUGUUGCAUGGCAGUGAUAGACCAAAAAGUAAAGAAAUUCUAGAAUCAGCAGCUGAUGUCAUUCGCCGUUGUGCAGAAUAUGCAGAGAAGUAUGAAAAUGAGGAUGAUAAUGAAGAUGUUGUCAUUGUCCAAGAAAGUAGUGAUGAUUCAGAACAGUGGGAUUGUGAGACUAUCAUCUCUACAUAUUCAAAUCUUGACAACCACCCUGCUAAAAUUGAAGCACCAGGUAUUGCUAGAAGGAAGAAGAUAGCUGAAACUGUCUCUGGUGCUUUAAAUGCCACCAGUCAUGUGAUAACCCUUCGAGGGAAAGAGAAGCUUCCUGUAGACUUCUUGCCUCAUGGUAUAAAAUCUGAUGUGGAAAAAGCAAAAGCUGUGCCUGGCUUAAGGACUGAGCCUGUGAAGAGGAAGCAACAUGGCCAGGAAUCAAAGGAGGAAAAGAAAGAAAGAAAGGCUGCUAUAAAGGAGGAAAGGCGUGAAGCUAGACGUUUGAAGAAAGAAAUGAAGGGGAUCUACCGAGGUGAAGCACAGCGUGCUCAAAGAGUUGCUGCUAUAGCUGGCCCAUCAUCAAUUCAUCUUUUAUGAGUAUGUUGAUUAUUGAGGUAAGUUGGUGUCAGAUUAUUGCAUAAGCAAUGUGGUAUUCAAGGACGAUUAACUCAUCAUUCCAAAGCCAACAGAAGGAGAGCACUUUGAACAUCAUUUUUACAAGAAAAUGUGCCAAAUCAUAGCUCCGCCCUUGACUUUCAGGUAGAAUAUAAAGUUGCAUAGUCAAUCUUUUUUUGCUGUUCUCCUGUGAGAAAGGUUAUUUGAUAAUGUUAUAACACUGAAAAUCAGUGAGUUUCUGAAGCCUAUGGCUAUCAUCUUGAUUUUUAGAUGAGCACAAAUUGAACUUACCUCCAGAUUUUAAUGUGUUUGAGAUGAAAUGGCUUUGGCUUAAUGUAUGCCAUUAAUUUGUUUUGUCUGUUACUUUUA